AGAACACUAUUUCAAAGCCAGUCUCGAGUGCCUGCUCUCCUACCAACACCAUCCACCCACACUCAACGCCAACACACACACACACCACUAUAAAAACAGAGAAAAAGCAAACGAUACAUCGAUCUCGUCAUGUCUACUUCCUACGACUUUGAUUACGUCGUGAUUGGCGGCGGUUCUGGCGGAGUAUCUUCCGCCAAACGUGCCGCCCAAGUGUACGGCCAACAGGUUGCCGUGAUUGAAGGCAACCGCUGGGGUGGCACCUGCGUAAACGUUGGUUGUGUCCCCAAGAAGAUCAUGUACCAGGCUGCGACGAUGCGUGAAAUGCUCAAGCACGACGCCGCCAUGUACGAAUUCCCCCAACCUUCCGAUACCACCAUUCGUUGGGGCGCACUCAAAGACAAACGCGACAAGUAUAUUGUGCGUCUCAACAAUAUCUACGCCAACGGACUACGGAGUGCCGGAGUUACCGCCUUUCAGGGCUUUGGCGAACUCCAGGACCCUCACACGAUCCUCGUACACCAGAACGACGGAACGCAGCAAACCAUUACGGCAGACAAGAUUCUCAUUGCCACCGGUGGCAAGCCCAUGGUGCCUCCGGGGGAAGGCGUGGUGGAACACACCAUUACGUCCGAUGGAUUCUUUGAACUCGAAACGCAGCCCGACAAGGUCGUUGUUGUCGGGGCGGGAUACAUUGCCGUCGAACUCGCCGGAGUCCUCAACGCACUCGGCAGUCAAGUACACCUCGUCGUGCGGAAAUCACAAGCCCUCCGGGAUUUCGAUCCCGAUAUUUCCAAAUUUUUGGACCGGGAAAUGGUCAACGCCGGCAUUCAAAUCCACCGAAACACUGGAGGGGUCCUCCGGGUGGAAGAAGUCCACGGCAAGAAAACCGUGUUCUGCGUCGACAAUCUUACCGUCAUUGACGGUGCCGACGUCGUCCUCAUGGCGCCGGGACGCGUCCCCAUGACGGAUAUUCCCAACGUGGAAGGCUUGGGGCUCUCGACCGUCGGUGUCAAGCAGCGUCCCUCCAAACACAUCGUGGUGGAUGACUACCAGAACACUUCCGUCGACAACAUUUUCGCGAUUGGCGACGUCUGUGGGAUUGUGGAACUCACACCCAUGGCCAUUGCCGCCGGACGCCGACUCGCCGACCGCGUCUUUGGUGGACAAGCUCCCAUGAAGGCUUCCUACGAACUCGUACCUACCGUCGUCUUUUCGCAUCCCCCCAUUGGAACCGUGGGACUCACCGAACCCCAGGCAAUGGCCAAGUACGGCCCGGAAAAUAUCAAACUCUACACCAGCACCUUUGUCAAUCUCUACUACUCCAUGUUCGACAUGGAACCCGCGGAUAAACCCAAAACUUACAUGAAAAUUAUCUGUGCCGGCGUGGAGGAACAAGUGGUGGGUUUGCAUUUGAUCGGUAUGGCCGUGGACGAAAUCCUGCAGGGUUUUGGCGUGGCCAUGAAAAUGGGGGCCACCAAGGCAGAUUUCGACGCCUGCGUGGCCAUUCACCCCACGGCUUCGGAAGAGCUCGUCACCAUGGGAACCUGGGGCACCAGUGCCCAACAUUCCGGUGCCAAGGUUGCGCCCUUGGCCGGGGCCUCUUCGCGGGAACCCACCCUUCACGGCAGUGCCCACGGUAGUAGCAAGAUGUGA
Messenger RNA from Phaeodactylum tricornutum CCAP 1055/1, 1653 nucleotides. RefSeq names its product glutathione-disulfide reductase. The record is from RefSeq and is a predicted model, not a curated record. Bases 130 to 1653 code for a protein of 507 amino acids. The transcript has a single exon. Gene Ontology annotation, molecular function: flavin adenine dinucleotide binding; NADP binding; glutathione-disulfide reductase (NADPH) activity. Gene Ontology annotation, biological process: cell redox homeostasis; glutathione metabolic process; cellular response to oxidative stress. Gene Ontology annotation, cellular component: mitochondrion; cytosol. NCBI's taxonomy places the organism in Eukaryota, Bacillariophyta, Bacillariophyceae, Surirellales, Neidiaceae.